GCCUUUAAUAAACAACUCAUUAUUUGCUUUACUACAUAUUCUUUUCAGAGUACCGACUCACGUUUUAAGACUAUCGACGAGAUUAUCUGAAUGAAAGUCUGUUUACGUGUUGCAGUUUACAGUAAUUUAUAUUGAGACAGUUAAGGUCACCGUUACCUUUGUACUGUACGCUACAAGGACGUACUGAUAUUAAAAAAGUUAGACGACUAACAGCUAGCAAUCAUGGCUGCCACAACAUUGAGGAAUAGUGCAAAUCGCCUGAAUUCGCUUUGGAAAGGGGUCCACAAGACUAAUGUUUAUGGCGUCGGAGCAGUGCCAGCCCAACAAAGAUACCAAUCAACGGCACCCAGCAUGGUUGGCAGAGAUUUCCUUACGCUCAAACAAUUCAGUUCAUCUGAGAUACACCAACUCUUGUGGACCGCUAUGGAUUUGAAAACAAGGAUUAAAAUCAACCGUGAGCUCUUUCAGCCCCUCAAAGGAAAAUCAAUGGCGAUGAUCUUCCAGAAGAGAAGCACCAGAACGAGGCUAUCGACAGAAACUGGAUUCGCUCUGUUGGGUGGUCAUCCAGUAUUUUUGAGUCCACAAGACAUUCAUCUUGGUGUUAAUGAGUCGAUCAAAGAUAGUGCCAGAGUACUCUCUCGAAUGUGUGACUUGAUAUUUGCUCGUGUCUACGGCCAGGACAUAUUGGAUGAUUUAGCAGCGGAGUCUGACAAGCCCGUAAUCAGCGGUCUCUCUGACCUAUAUCACCCUCUCCAGAUUCUAGCUGAUUUCAUAACUCUACAGGAAAAAUUUGGUCGCCUCAAGGGACUCAAAGUCGCAUGGGUCGGUGAUGGAAACAACAUCACACAUUCCCUUAUGAUGGGAUGUCCUAAAAUGGGCAUGGAUCUCCGUAUUGCUACCCCUGUAGGAUAUGAGACAGACAAGGCGGUCAUGGAGGACGCGAUUGAGCUAGCCAACGAGCAUGGUACCUCGAUCACUACUAGCAACGACCCCAUGGAGGUUGCCCAUAAAGCAGACGUCAUAGUUACGGACACUUGGGUCUCCAUGGGCCAAGAGGAUGAAAAACAGGAACGCAUCCAAGAAUUCCAAGGUUACCAAAUCGACCGUAACAUGGUGUCAGCGAUGGCCGACAAUUGGGUGUUUCUUCAUUGCCUCCCUAGGAAACCCGAAGAGGUGACUGAUGACGUAUUCUACGAUGAGAAACAUUCCCUUGUGUGGCAAGAAGCUGAAAAUCGUAAAUGGAGCGUGAUGGCGGUCAUGCUUCACUUAAUCAAAGACCACGCCUGCCAAACAAACAGGCCCAACUUCAAUGCAAAAUAAGUUGACCGGUAUUAACUUUAAGGAAGCAAACGCCAUGUACAUUGAGAUUAUUUCUUGACUGAUAAUGCGCUUUUACCGAAUGUGUUUUCGCCCAUUCAAUUUUGCCAUAACAUGUAAUAUAUAUACAGGGUGGGCCAAAAAAACCCACCCCCCUAACCAUUAAUUCUGAUAAAUAUUUAUUUUUUAACAUGUACACCAACAAUGAUAUAUCAUUUUAAAGAUAAUUUAAUUUGCAACAAAAUGAUAUAUAAUAGAACAGUUUUCAACAAUCCUGG
Molecule: messenger RNA, 1595 nt
Organism: Owenia fusiformis
Lineage: Eukaryota; Metazoa; Annelida; Polychaeta; Sabellida; Oweniidae
Source: the annotation of a GenBank genome assembly